Molecule: messenger RNA, 9890 nt
Organism: Coregonus sp. 'balchen'
Lineage: Eukaryota; Metazoa; Chordata; Actinopteri; Salmoniformes; Salmonidae
Source: the annotation of a GenBank genome assembly
AUGGCUCGCCUGUUCCUUUGCAUUCAUUUUGUCCUACUGUUACUGCUGCAAAUAAGGUCCCCAUCCGCGCUGGAGAUGAUAUACGGUGCACAUCGACUUACCUGUGGCCAGGUAAAAGACAUUUGGCCUCUUAGGUUUUCUUAAAUUGUUUUUCAAGUGUGUUUCAAAUCAUUUCUAUUCUAAAGGUAAUAUUGCAAGUACUGUAUUUAGGCUAUAAAUACUGGUAAGAUAUAGCUAUUGCACACAAGUAUGAUUGUGCAGAUAGAUAUAUUGUUAUUUGUGUGUGUGUUUGUGUGUGUGUGCAUGCUUGUGUGACUUUCUUUACCACAUGCAAAUUCAUGUUGGCUGUGUCUGUGGGAGGGGUGGGGGGAGGGGAGGGGAGGGCACAUACAAAAACCCAACCAAACAGACAAGCUCUAGUUCACUUGCAGGCACCAUGAUAAUUUAUUAAUUUAUUCAUUCAUUUCAUUUGAAAAGUAAUUUGUCAUAUCUAGUCAAGAGGCUGUCAGAAAGAAAACAUCACAAUGAACCUUAACCUGCUCUCUCUGCAGUAACCAAAUUCCUGAUCUAGUCUGGUGUAUGUGCAUUAAGUCAACACUGGUUAUACGCUUGAUCAGUUUGAGUGAACAGAUUAAUGUUUUUAUUGGCAUGCUGUUGCACAGUCUGUACUGUAGAACAGAGUUUCCCAAACUCCGUCCUGCCUGGUCUGUAUGUUGUAGGAAAUCACUCUCUCUGUGCCUCCCGAGUGGCGCAGUGGUCUAAAGCACUGCAUCGCAGUGCUAGCUGUGCCACUAGAGAUCCUGGUUCGAAUCCAGGCUCUGUCGUAGCCGGCCGCGACCGGGAGACCCAUGGGGCGGCGCGCAAUUGGCCCAGCGUCGUCCAGGGUAGGGGAGGGAAUGGCCGGCAGGGAUGUAGCUCAGUUGGUAGAGCAUGGCGUUUGCAACGCCAGGGUUGUGGGUUUGAAAAAUACAAAAAAUUAUGUAUGCACUCACUAACUGUAAGUCGCUCUGGAUAAGAGCGUCUGCUAAAUGACUAAAAUGUAAAAUGUAAAUGUGCUCUCUCCUUAGGGUCUGACUGACUGCAGUGUAAAAGGUGAGACCAUACAAAGAAAGUAAAAUAUAUAUAUAAUGCAUUAUAAGCCAAAUUACACUGAACAAAAAUAUAAAUGCAACAUGUAAAGUGUUGGUCCCAUGUUUCAUGAGCUGAAAUACAAAAUCCCAGAAAUGUUCCAUACGCACCAAAAGCUUAUUUCUCUAAAGUGUGCACAAAUUUGUUUACAUCCAUGUUAUUGAGCAUUUCUCCUUUGCCAAGAUAAUCCAUCCACCUGACCGGUGUGGCAUAUCAAGAAGCUGAUUAAACAGCAUGAUCAUUACACAGGUGCACCUUGUGCUGGGGACUAUAAAAGGCCACUUUAAAAGGUGCAGUUUCGUCACACAACACAAUCCCACAGAUGUCUCAAGUUUUGAGGGAGCAUGCAAUUGGCAUGCUGACUGCAGGAAUGUCCACCAGCGGGGUGGGGGUGUUGAGGAGUAUUUCUGUCUGUAAUAAAGCCCUUUUGUUGGGGAAAAACUCAUUCUGAUUGGCUGGGCCUGGCUCCCCAAUUGGUAGGCCUGGCUGCCAAGUGGGUGGGCCUAUGCCCGCCAAGGCCCACCCAUGGCUGCACCCCUGCCCAGACAUGUGAAAUCUAUAGAUGUAUUUAUUUCAAUGGACUGAUUUCCUUAUAUGAACUGUAACUCAGUAGAAUCUUUGAAAUUAUCAUAUUGACAUCGUGAUAAGUUAACCCUCUCGCUCUCUCUCUCUCUCUCUCUCUCUCUCUCUCUCUCUCUCUCUCUCUCUCUCUCUCUCUGCAUCUUAGAUGUUGCCCUUCCUGUCAUGAAAGGUCCUGUGAAUGUUAGGUGGUUGGAGCUUAGAGUGAUUCUGUGUUGCACCAGCAGACAUGACUGCAAACCCUGCCUGCGAGUCCAGGUCUUCUUCACAAUCAAAGGUAACCCGUACAGCUUCAAGCAUUCAGCUGCAGCAAAAUCUCUCUCGUCCUAGACACUGUGAUUAGUCUAGUAAAUCCUACCCUUGAUACAUUGUGGCCUGCCUAGGGAGACACUGUGAUGCACACUAAUGUCUCAAUGCAUUAUUCCGCAGUCCUUAACCAUAACACUACCACUACCCCUAACAGGACUAACCUUAACUCCAACAGGAUGUCACUGUGCCUGGGACUUUUGUGUGUACUGCAGGAUACUAUUGAUAGGUUGUAGUUUUGGGGCUUUUGCAGCUUUGCUGUUCUCAGCACAUGAUAUGGUGUUGCUGUUUCUGCCGUCUCAGAUCAGCAUGAGGACCAGGAAGUGUCUGCUGACCACGGUAACAAAGAUUACAACCCUAAGCAGAAGGAAGAGGGAGAAAGGAGUGCCCUAGGGAUGCCACCCAGCCAAACAGGUAAGAACAAAUAUUGUGCCAAAAGAGAUAACACACACACACACACACACACACACACACACACACACACACACUCAUUGGGGGAACUGUAUAUGGUCAAGUCAAAUAAAUGAUGGUCUCACUGUGUUUGCUAACUUCAUAUUAACUGAAUGUCUUUCAACCUUUUGACUGUGUUGUGCACUUUCUCAUGAAAACUACAAUAGUUGCUCUGCUGUCUCUCCUACUGUAUAUGUUCCAGAAGCUUCUGUAACAUUGUGUUACAGCUACCCACACGUCAUUGAUCGCUGCAAGAAAGUGACAUUUACAUUGAGCCAUUCAGCGCUGGGGGACCAGCACUCUCCUGAGGUAAAUUCCCUCCAUCACCUGUCAUUGAACUGUUGUCUAUUAAAAAUGUUAUGGUUAUUUUGGGGAACUUUGGGCACUGCUAGGGUUGUUUAGUUGACAGGACAUGUUUGAUUUCUGCAGAUGUGGCUAUCUUUAUUGCUGGUGCCAGUACCAUAUGGAAGUCCAGUCAAGGUCUAUGCAUUAUCUACCUCAGGAACCACCAUUAUCCCCUCUUUACAAAAUGGUAAGAAUAAUAUAUAUCAUACAUUUAUACCACAACUGUACUGUAGGCUAUGCAUUUUAUUAAUCAGAUCAUGUAUUUUGACAACCACUCUCUCCCCCUCUUUCUGUCUUGAAGUUUGUUCCCCAAACCUAGAUGGUGUUGUGAAAGAAUGUGAUGGUGAGUCAUUAUUAUUUUAAGUUGCAAUCAUUUUCAUCAGUACACUGUUCUCUGCAUCCUCAUGUAUUGCACUGAGCCUGAUUUAGUUUUAUGCCACCAUUUAAACCCCUGAUUGACUGACAUCUGAUUGGCUGAUUCAUGUCUCAGUGCCCAGGCUCCAAGCUGUGAUUGAUGAGAAGAGAGAUGUGGCUGUGCUCAAAUUAAAGAGUUCUAACGAAACACCGACCAGUGGGAUGAGCAUGUGUCAGAUGUCCGGGACUGAAGAGCUUGGAUUCUGCAGAAUCCAGGAGUGGGUCAGUCUGUCUGUUACCGUUGAAAGUCUGUCUACUUGUCUAAAUAAUUUAGCAUCAUCCUUAGCUUGUAAAGCACACAUUUUUAUAAGGUCAAGCUGUAACCUCUUUGCUCACUGUCACCUUCUCUUCCUAAAUUCCUUUCUUCUUCUUUCAGCAAGAGGGCCAGAGAGAGAUGAUAAUCCCGCUGAGGUCUAUAGCGCCCUGUCUGUGCUUUAAGGUAAACAUUGCUUGAUUUGGCUGCAGCUCGGCAUAAAAAAGCUGAGGAACAACCUGUUUCCAAUGCUGAAUUGAAGAUUGAUAUAAUUUGACAGAAAAUGAAACAUUUUGUAAUCAUUAUCAUGCAGGAGUCACAUGCACAUUCCUUGUCUGUGGCUUUACAUCAGGUUUGGUGGAAGGGAAAGAAUCUACGCAGAGAGAUCUGCCCCUUCAUGAACAACAAAGGUAAGGGGACCAGUGGCGGCUCCUGAAAAAAUUCUCAGGAGGGGCAAUUUUUCUGAUGAUUUAGGUGACCUACACACAUUUUUAAAAAGAUAUGUCCAGCAACAACAUGAAGACAGGGGCAGCAUAUAAGUCAAUACCAGAAGCAUUUAUUGACUGAUCUCAAAAGUGUUGGCUUACAAAAGCAAAAUAAGUUAUCACAGUAAAAAUAAUCAAGGGUGUUCUUUCACAUUCCUCAACACUGCAUAAACAAUAUGUAUGGCUUUGUAAAAAUGAACAACCAUAUUCUGGCCAAUUGUAUAGAUUUGUAAAUAUGAACAACCAUAUUCUGGCCAAUUGUAUAGAUUUGUAAAAAUGAACAUGAACAGAUUUUUUAUUUUUUUGAAUGGCAGUUACCUUCAAACAUGUCUGCUUGCAGUAAGGUAGCACUCACAAGGUGGCCAGAGAAAGAGAACCUUUCUUUGGUGUGAUCCAGGAUGGUGUUGCAGACCUCUUCAGACAGCCUCUGCUUCUCCUCUUCUCUCAAAGCUGUUCUGGGUCUUUUGGCUCCUGUUGCUUCUUGCAGCUGCUGUUGAGAGGAGUCCCUGGAGGCAAACAGAACCAAUGUGUUUGUUGGCUUUGUACAGUAUUGUUGUCUAUGUGAUGCACAGGUAUAUGCAAUGUAUCCAUGUUAGUACAAAUACUUCAGUUCCACUUAAAAUGGGCAGGGAUGCAUAAAGUCUUAGUGUUUAAGUUAGCCUUUGUGUCUCACAUAGCCUGGAUGUUCAGCACAGUAUACAGUGGUGCUCAUAAGCUUAUGAUCCCAUGCUAAGUGACAAACAGGGAAUAAGAAGAAAUUGGUGUCCUUAGGUUGGAUUUCCCUUUUAUUAAGUCAUUAAGAUCAAUUUCCAAAGAUGAUUUUUUAUUUUUAUUCCUCUUUUAGUCAGCUUUAAAUGUUCAUACACUUAUGAUCACCACGUACAGUAACACUAGUUUAAAAUAGAUAGAUACACCCUGCCAUAUAAAUUACAUUAUGUAUUUCAAACACAAAUGCAGGGCUCCUUUCAGCAACUUUAAAUAAAGCUCUGCUUGAGAAGAUCGAUAUAUGUUAAUCCUUUAUCUUACCUAAUGGUAACAUGCUUUGCGCAGCUCGAUAAAGCUUUGAUAAGACAGCAUCGUGUCCUAUCGUGCUUCUGACGUGGUGCAAGAACCAUGCCGUCGGAUGCUCAAAAAUUCUUGACGUCGAUACUGAACAGUGUUCACGCUGUAUUGAUCCUCACGGAGUCGACAGCCUAUUCCUGUUCUCUCUUGUGGCAAUCUUCCCAAUCAGGUUCUGGACAGGAAAGGAUCUUCGCAAGGGAUUUCUCCUUCAUACACAAGGUAGGUGACCAAUAAAUUGCUUCCUACCGCGCUGCUUCUGGACUUAGUUAUCUAAAGCGAAUGCCACCUCGCACCGUUUCAGAAGUAUGUGAAACCAAAUUGAAGUAGAUAGGGUAACAGCUGUGAAAUUUAUGUCAAUCCAGUUAGUUCUAAUGGAGUGAUUUACAGAAGGUGAUGAUGAUAAUUGGUUUUGUUCCCUUUAUUUUGAGCAGUGUAUAUCUACAUUAUACCACAACUGUACUGUAGGCUAUGCAUUUUAUUAAUCAGAUCAUGUAUUUUGACGACCACUCUCUCCCCUCUUUCUGUCUUGAAGUUUGUUCCCCAAACCUAGAUGGUAUUGUGAAAGAAUGUGAUGGUGAGUCAUUAUUAUUUUAAGUUGCAAUCAUUUUCAUCAGUACACUGUUCUCUGCAUCCUCAUGUAUUGCACUGAACUGAUUUAGUUUUAUGCCACCAUUUAAACCCCUGAUUGACUGACAUCUGAUUGGCUGAUUCAUGUCUCAGUGCCCAGGCUCCAAGCUGUGAUUGAUGAGAAGAGAGAUGUGGCUGUGCUCAAAUUAAAGAGUUCUAACGAAACACCGACCAGUGGGAUGAGCAUGUGUCAGAUGUCCGGACUGAAGAGCUUGGAUUCUGCAGAAUCCAGGAGUGGGUCAGUCGUCUGUUACCGUUGAAAGUCUGUCUACUUGUCUAAAUAAUUUAGCAUCAUCCUUAGCUUGUAAAGCACACAUUUUUAUAAGGUCAAGCUGUAACCUCUUUGCUCACUGUCACCUUCUCUUCCUAAAUUCCUUUCUUCUUCUUUCAGCAAGAGGGCCAGAAGAGAUGAUAAUCCCGCUGAGGUCUAUAGCGCCCUGUCUGUGCUUUAAGGUAAACAUUGCUUGAUUUGGCUGCAGCUCGGCAUAAAAAAGCUGAGGAACAACCUGUUUCCAAUGCUGAAUUGAAGAUUGAUAUAAUUAGACAAAUAUUAACCUAUAAAUGGCACAAGCAUUGCUUCUGGCUUUCCAUCAGGUUGAAGGGUUCGAUAGUUGCCCUAACAAACAAAAAGGUAAGGGGACCAAUAAGAUUCCUUCCCUACCGCAGAAACCUUGCUUCUGGACUUGAAGGGUUUGAUAUUCUAACAGCCAAAUGCCUCCAUUCCUCUCUCAGAGCUUUUCAGAAGUAUGUGGCACAACAACGUAUCUGUGUCAGUGGAGGCUCAGACUAGUGCAGAGAACGGCACAGCACUGAGCUGGAACAUCACUGCCCCCUGCCAGCUAGAGGGGGAACUGUGGCUGUGCAGGAGGGACUCAGUGGGGGGGCAGUGUGAGGAAGUGAUGGGAACCAGGCAGAGGAUGCACAAUCACACACACGCCGGGUGGACGGCCGCUCUCCACGGACACUGGGUAAUGCCAACUUUGUGAAAAGUCUACUUACCCAUUACCUUUAAUAAUGUGUAUAAUAAUAUAUGCCAUUUAGCAGACGCUUUUAUCCAAAGCGACUCACAGUAGUGCAUGCAUACAUUUUCGUAUGGGUGGCCCCAGCAGGAAUCAAACCCACGACUUUGGCAUUGCUAAAUCACAGAGGACUAUCUGGUGUUUUCCUGAUGACUAACAGUGUGUAUGUGUUUGGAUGUGUCUUUUGUCAGAAAAGAGGAGAGUUCAUCAAUGUGAACCCCCAUCCUGCUCUGUGUGUUCAGGUAAGACCUUUUCUUUCCUUUCACACUUGUCCAAUGACUAUUGGGCAACAUGCACUGUAUAAAUGAAAAUGUGAGCCUGUAUUUACUGAGAAGUGUUUGUGUCUGACACUGUACUGCUUCUUGUUGUCUAGAUGAAAGUGCAGGGGAUGGAUACAAAGCUGGAUCCCUUAAUAUGUCCAUUUGCAAGUACGAAUUUCAUCCCUGAGCGUCAAUAUGUCAUGCAUUUUCAUACAAUUGAUCUAUAAUGAUUGAUUAUCUGGCCACCUCCAAAACUACUGGCGCCCUUGAUAAAGAUGAUUUUAUCGAGCUAUAUUGUAUGUUCACUUUUUAUUUUAUUUUAUGUGUGUUUGAACCACAAGUUCUCCCUGGUAGACGCAACCAGGUUUUUGGGCUAAAAUUUUCUGGUACUUGGUAGAGUUCAUGAUGCCGUUGACCUUAACAAAGGCCCCAUGACCAGUGGAAGCAAAACAGCCCCAUAACAUCAAAGAUCCAACACUAUAUUUUACUAUAGGUAUGAGGUUAUUUUCGGCAUAUGCAUCCUUCGUUGACAAAAACCCACCGCUGGUUUGCGUGGUUAAAGACCUCUAUUUUCAUCUGACCAUAGCACCCGGUUCCAAUCCUAGUGCCAAUGCCGUUUAGCAAACUCCAGGCAUUUACAUUUGUUGGUUGCUCUCAAUAAAGGAUAUUUUCUGGCAACCCUGGAGACUAAGUGACCCCCAAGAUGUGACCAAAUUCUGUAAUUCUCCAACUGAUGCCCUUCGAUUUUCCGUUGCCUCCCGAACCAUCUUCGUCACUGUGCGUGGGGAUAAGAUACACUUACCACUGUUCAAGUGGUUUUACACUUUUUAAUACUUGCCCUAAUAGUGGUAAGUGGUAUAAUUAAGCAAUACGCCUGGGGGUGUGGUAUAUGGCCAACAUACCACAGCUAAGAGCUGUUCUUAUGCACGACGCAACGCAGAGUGCCUGAAUACAGCCCUUAGCCGUGGUAUAUUGGCAACAUAUCACAAACCUCCGAGUGCCUUAUUGCUUAAUUAUACCACAUAUCACUAUUAGGGCAAUAAUUAAAAAGUGUAAAACCACUUGAACAGUGGUAAACUGCUGGUAAGUGUAUCCUGUCACCACGCACAGUGAGGCAGACGCCUUAUUGCUAUUAUAAACUGGUCACCAAUGUAAUUAGAGUAGUAAAAAUACAUGUUUUGUCAAACCCGUGGUAUACAGUCUAGCCAAUCAGCAUUCAGGGCUCGAACCACCCAGUUUAUAAUUAUUGUUGGUGUAUUACUUGUUAUACAACAUGCAAUUGUAUUAUUAUAAAAUCAUAUAUUUUCCCAACUUUUUUUGCAAACAGCUCAGAAUUUGUAUUACUUAAUUUAUACAGUCUUUUCUUGCUCAUCUUUAUCAAAGGUUCCAAUAAUUUUGGAGGUGACUGUAUUAACUCAACUGAUGAAGUUAACCAUAUUGUUAAUUGUAUAUCAGUGUCGAUAGUAUAGACCAGGUUAGCUCAUUGGUUAAUCUCUGUCUCUCUAACACGCAGCAUAGAGAUUAGUGCUCUAUUAGCUAAAAGGAUAUUUGGCAGAAAUAAUGGAUACAGUCAUGGAUUAUGAGGCAUUGAUCCCCAGCUCUAUAUAAUCAGACAGACUUCCCCUAUAGCACCACGGAACCGAUGGAGUCUGACUCUCCUGAUUGGAUUAAUCUGUCUGGCGGUACUUGGGGCCUGCGUCAUCCAUGGUGCUCUCAAAGGUUAGUGAUGCAACUAUAUAUUCAUAAUAUUAUUAGCUAUCUCUGAAGCUAUGUAAUCACAUCUAAUAAAAUUAAUAUAAUACUACUUGCCUGGUUUCAAGCCUGAGAUGUUUAUUUCUAGAGUGUGAGGCAAAUUUCUCAGCUUGGUACUGAGGCUAGGACAGCACACACACAUCUCACCGUAAUGACUUUGCCAUAAUUACGAUGUGUGUCUGCUGACAGGAUACGUGUGGAGAUGGCUGAAAGACGAUGACAUAGGAGGUAAUAAUUUGCCCCUUCUAUUCACAGUCUCUAGUCUGAGUCCAAUUAUACACGUUCUUCACGUUUUAGAAGAAUAAGCGCUCUCUCUCUUGAUUUCCUUCCCUCUACCUCCCUUACCUUUGUCCUUCUUCUCCCUCUCCAUCCCUUUUCUCUACACGCCCCUCCCCCUCUCUCCCUCUCUCAGGUGCAGUAGGAGGCAGCCAUAUCGUGUUGCUGUACCCUCCUGACAGUGAUCAGGCUCUGCCGGGGCUGCUGUGCCGUUUGGGCACGUCCCUGUCCUCUCUGGGCUUCAGUGUGUCUGUUGACCUGUGGAGCCGGGACUGAGCUCAGUGUCCUGGGACCUGUUCCAUGGCUCCACUCCCGGCUGGACUGCCUGCAGAGACAGGGGGGCAAAGUGGUGCUGGUGCUGACCCAGGCAGCCUGGGAGAGGGCAGAGGAGUGGGGCAGCAGGGGAUGGGAGAGGGACACUCUCCGGGGGAGUGGGUGUGACGAGGAUGGGGAGGCAGUGGAGGGGUGUCGUUCUCCAUAUUUGGAUGUCUUCAGCGCUUCACUCACCUGCAUUCUGGCGGACAAUCUGCAGGGCCGCGCCGGCGAACGCUUCACCCUGGUGCAGUUUGAGUCUCUGCCCACCCAGCCUCCUGGUGGUGGCCGCCCCCUGCCUGAGCUCUUCAGGGGGAUGCAGCUCUUCAGCCUCCCCUCCCAGAGCCUGGGGUUCCUGACUGAACUGGCUUUGGGGCGAGGUAGGGGGGCAGCCUCAUGGGCACUGGCAGGGGGGCUCAGGGCAGCCUCACGGGCUCUGGCUGGUGGGCUGAGAGGGUCUGCGGGGGGUUCAGCAGUGUUACAGCUUGCAGGGCUGCCACAGGACUGUGUUGGUGCAGGGGUGGAGGACCCCUGGGAGUCUGUGCCUCUGGAGCCGUGUCUCACCACCCCACCAUCCAGUCCUGACACCUGCACCAAGACCAGCGGGAUGGAGUGGGUCUGA